AUGACAUCUACAUCAGCGAUUAGCCUCGCCAACCGCGUGGGCCACGAUCCAUCAAAGCCAACAGUGAUCGGUCUCUACGGCCUUCCAGCUACCGGGAAGUCCACCGUUCUCGAAGGCCUGGGCAACAAGCUCGGCGAGACAGAGUUCGCAUUCUUUGAAGGCUCGGACGUCAUUUCCUACCUCGUCCCCGGUGGCCUGAAAGCCUUCCAGAAACUCGAAGACCCCGAAAAGAAAAAGUGGCGAGCGGAAGCCAUCACCCACAUCAAGAAUGAAGCUGCAGCCAGUGGCAAAAUCGCUGUCGUCACUGGACACUUCAUGUUCUGGUCAAAGGAGGAUAGUGCCCCCUACGCUGUGUACACGCCCGUGGACUUAGAGACUUUCACCCAAAUCAUCUAUUUACCCUAA
This is a messenger RNA of Fusarium odoratissimum NRRL 54006, 405 nucleotides long. RefSeq lists its product as uncharacterized. NCBI's taxonomy places the organism in Eukaryota, Fungi, Ascomycota, Sordariomycetes, Hypocreales, Nectriaceae. Bases 1 to 405 code for a protein of 134 amino acids. The record is from RefSeq and is a predicted model, not a curated record. The transcript is spliced from 2 exons.